CAGCUGGGCUGAGGAGAGGCCACGUAGGCGGAGCAAGCUUGUGGCGUCUCCCUCCACAGAAUAGCCUUGGCGGUGGGGCCCACUGGAUCCAGGUGGCUUCGACUCCGCCUGCCCUCUCCUCAUGGCCGCCGGCUUCGAGCUCGGCAGCUAAACAUAGAGCACCGAUGCCGCCGAAGCUUGGGGCGCCGGCCGGGAGCGGCAGCCCGCCGAGCCAGGGCCAGCACAAGGCGGCGGCGGCGAGGUCGUCCGGCGCGAUGAUGGUCAGGCUGCUGCAGGCGCCGGCGGUGGUGGCGCUGAGCGCCGUGCUCGCGGCGUCGGCGGUGGCGGCGCCGGCGCAGGAGGAGGGUGCAGCAGGCGGCGGCGGGGCGAGCACGCUGUGCAACGUGCCGCCGACGCUGUCGGGGGAGGACAAGCAGGCGGAGAAGAUAAAGCACCCGAGGUCGGCGAGCGCGGCGCGGUGCACGUCCAAGUGCGUCAGCACCUGCAUCCUCGGCGGCGCCGGCUCCCCCGGCGUCGACGGCCCCUUCAACAUCCGAAGACCGCUGGUGGUGUUCAAGGAAGAUUUCCGCAGCCGCCAGUACUGCUUGCUGGAAUGCUCUGACAUCUGCAACCUGAUCAAGGAUGGAGAAGAUGGCCAAUGACACUGGAUAGAUUGUGCUACUGCACCAAGAUUAUGUCAGUUACAAUACGGGUGAAUCCAUCCAAGAUGCAACCAAGUUUAUCUCCAGAAAAAAAGAAUGGAUGAUCUUAAUUCAUAAAGCAAACUGCGAUUAGCUUGGAGCAGGUAAAGUGGGGCCGGAUGAACUGAAGAAGCCAUGGCACUCAGACCAGCUCGCUGAAGUUUGGAGUGAUUGAUGCAGAACACGGGUCCAUAUUGUACAGUGUGGACAGAUCUGAAUUAAUUUGAUAGCUACUGUUACAUUAAUUAGCUCUCUGACUGCAUCAAGUUAACUGUUUUUCAUGUAGCUAGCUAGCUCCCUACCUAGUGCGAAAUUCAAGUUAAAAUUUCAAAAUCGAAUUAAUUGGUCAUUUCACUGUCAAAUUGUUCAAAUCUGUGUCUACCCUUGAGUAUAUCCUUGCUCCUGUUACAUCGUAUCUCUAUUGCUUAAAAGCAGAGUCUUCCAUCAUUUUUACCCCCAUGUCACGUAAAAACCAUCUCUUUCGUGU
Oryza brachyantha (malo sina) is the source of this 1167-nucleotide messenger RNA. RefSeq lists its product as uncharacterized. Lineage: Eukaryota; Viridiplantae; Streptophyta; Magnoliopsida; Poales; Poaceae. The transcript has 3 exons. Bases 165 to 641 code for a protein of 158 amino acids. The record is from RefSeq and is a predicted model, not a curated record.